GAACACUUGAUGAGGAGGGGGGGUUGAAGCACUCUGACGCAUGUUUCUGUCCCGUGUCUUUCAGGAAGAUCCUGCGUCUGGUCAAACACACUCUGGCGAGCGUGAGCGGCGUUCGUGACCAGGAGAUGGUGCUGCUGGAUGAGAUGUUGGCGGCGUGCGCUCGGGAGGCUAGCAACAAGAGUCUAGAGUUGAUCUUUAGUUCUCACCUGUUCUACCAGAACAGACAGGAGAGGUUCAUCAGCAGCCUGGCAGAUGAGUUGCCAAAGAAGGUGGACAGCAUCACUCCAUACACGAUGGCUUUGAUCGCUAAGUACAUUGCUCGCCAUCGCCUAAGAGAGACUCGACUGCUGGACACCAUCGCAGACUUCCUGGUGAAGAAGGCCGAGUACCUGGACAGCAAAGUGAUCCAGAAGCUGGUGUUCCCGUUCAGCAGGAUGAGUUACCGUCCGUCCAGCGAGCAGCAGUUCUUCUCUCGUCUCGAAGAAGUUGUUGAACUGAAGGCGCUCAGCUCGCCGCUCGCCACUGUCAACAUCCUCAUGUCGCUGUUCCAGCUCGGACACUUCCCAGGCCCUGUGAUGCACCGCGUCUUCUCCUCCGCCUUCAUCAGCAACGUCACCAACAGUCCGUACGCUCUGAUCGUGAGGCGAUACCUGUCUCUGCUGGAUGCUGCUGUGGAGCUGGAGUUCAGGGACUACAGUGGACCCCGACUGCAGGACUCACACAAGGUGCUGAUGUUUGACCACGCCCUGACUGCUGACGAGGUCAACCGCAAGUACAGUUAUAAAGGUCUGGUGGCCGAGGCUCUGAGACAGCUGGUGGGAGAACACAACUACAAACAGGACGAAGUACUUCCCCCUGGGUACUACACAGAUUUUGUGUUGUGGAUCGACAGUUCUGGUCGGGUUCUGCCCAUCAGGACUGGAGCAGGUUUAUCUCUGACCGUUGUCCCGCCGUCCUGCGUUGCUGUGGCAGCUAAGCCUGCAGAUGGGUCUGUUGCCAUAAUGACCUCAGAGUUCCAGAAAUUCUCUCCGUUUGCUGCUCUGGUGGAGGGGCAGAGCACCAGGUCAGGGGGCGAGGCAAUGGGCCACCACAGGGGCACAGCAGCCCCUGGGCCCCAGCGGUUAGGUAGUAAUGGGGGCUCCCUGGAUUACGGCCCCUACUACCCCCCUGCAGAGUUCUACUCGGGUCUGCCCAAGGAGCACUCUCUGGAGAGCCAGGACAGCUCCACACUCAGCAGCCCUUCCGACAGCCUGGCACAGCCAGGGGCUCCUGGACCUGCAGGGGCACCAGCACCGGACUCACUCUUUCCAGUUUUUCAAUUGGGAGAAGAUCCUCGAGGACAAGGGGGGGCAGGGACCCAGGGGGGCAAGGGGAUAGACUGCGAGCUGCCUGGAUUCUACGAGGGAGCAACAUACCCGAGGGUGGGGCUGACAGAGAGCCCCCUCACCCCCACAGCUCCAACCCCUGAGAGGACCGAGUCAGAUGACCCCCACAGAACAGAGGGCCAUCAGGAGGACUCACUGUGUGUUUCUGCAGGGUCAUCAUGCGUCAACGACAAGUGGCACUACUGCCACAACUCCGAGGUCCUGGUGGGCUCCAGGGCCAUGAGGGACCCCACCUGAGGCUGCUGGUACAUCAUCCUGCAGCUGCCAUACCACGAGCUGGAGAAACUGAACGGCAUCGAGGACGUGAAGCAGUACCUGCACAAGAAGCUUCUGGACGUCCCUCUAUGACGCUGUGUGUGUGUGUGUGUGUGUGUGUGUGUGUGUGUGUGUGUGUUUGAAUCUUGUUUAUUGGGCUGAACAUCCUGUCAGUCGUCCAUGAGGGCAGAGAGAGACACGUGUGUUCAGGUUACACUUGCAAUUAUCACUAAAUGAUUUGACUUCAUUUAAAGCAAAAGUUAGUGAGAGAUGAUUGACAGCUGACUCAAAGUCUAAAACAGGGGGAGUUAUCAGGUGGAGUGAUCAGGUGGAGUGUCAGGUGGAGUGAUCAGGUGGAGUGUCAGGUGGAGUGUCAGGUGGAGU
Labrus bergylta (ballan wrasse) is the source of this 2024-nucleotide messenger RNA. The record is from RefSeq and is a predicted model, not a curated record. NCBI's taxonomy places the organism in Eukaryota, Metazoa, Chordata, Actinopteri, Labriformes, Labridae.